CAGUAGCGAAGAUGAGUAGUGAAAUUUUCGUGAUUGGCUCGAUUGGCUAAGAAAAAUGUUUGUAUCUGAAAUUCGUUAUCUCUGUUAGUGAAUAGAUAAGCAAAAUGUGUUGAAAUGAUUAUCAAGCUUAGUGGCUUACAUGGGUGAUACAAAAAACGGCGUCCACGAUGCAAUGACUUCGAAUAGCAGCAGCAGCAAUUUAGCCGUGCUGAAUUCUGCGAAUUCUGUUCGACACUCCACUGUACUAUCCACUUCCGACAGUCCAUCAUCAGCAACACUAGCAGCACCAACAACAGCCACUGUAGAGUUAAGUAACACCUCAAAUCUUGGCGUCCUUCGCAGUAUAUCAAACACAUCUAACAUCACUGAUAAGUCGGACGAUAAUCUCGACUCGUGCAGCAAGUCUAGCGACAGUGGUAACCUACUGGUCGCAGGUGAAGCUGUCUCUUGUAGUAGCAGCAGCAACAAGCAAGAAAAGGGUGAAAAAGUCAGAAAUCAGAAGAAUCUUACCGAGCGAGCUAAGAAAACUCCCUGGUAUAAUGCAAUUUAUCCUUCGUACAAAUCACGUACCGAAGAAUUUAAGAAGUUGUUUAAAGAUGUGUCCGACGAUGAGCGAUUAAUUGUGGACUAUUCCAGUGCUAUUCAGAAGGACAUUUUGGUGCAUGGGCGAUUGUAUGUUACGCAAAACUUCCUUUGCUUCCACGCUAAUAUAAUCGUGUGGGAGACACGUCUCACCAUCCGCUGGAAAGACGUAACAUCGAUCACCAAAGAGAAAACGGCAAGAGUUAUUCCAAAUGCCAUCCUGGUAUGUACUGACAAUGAGAAACAUUUUCUCACCUCAUUUACCUCGCGCGAUAAGACGUACUUGAUGCUCUUUCGCGUGUGGCAAAAUGCAUUGAUGGACAAACCUAUCAAUCCACAAGAACUGUGGCAGUGGGUACAUACCUGUUAUGGCGAUCAGCUAGGUCUGACCAGUGACGACGAAGAUUAUAUCGAUCCGUACGAUCAAAACUGUGAAAGUAUUACUAUUUCUAAACAAUCCUCUGAAGAACUUCCCAAAGAACCCAACGAUUUCUCGGACGAGUGCGCCGGCAUUAUGGUUGCCAAGGAAAGUAAAUCAAAGAAAGCGACCCAUCCGAAAGCAGGAUUUAGUCCAGAGAGUAACUUGUCAACUCCAUCAGAGUUGCUUCCGACAGACAUGUCAGAUUCGACGGAAUCUGAAAAAGAAGAGGAAUUUUUUGCCGGAGUCGAGUGUAAUUCGCUGCACUCCGGGCGGCAACUGGUGCAUACUAUUCUUCCUAUCAAUGUUGAUAUUUUGUUCGAGCUUCUCUUCUCCAAGUCUAAAUUUUUAACCGAAUUUCAUAAUAGUCGCAAAACUACCGAUAUGAUCCACGGUGAGUGGAAAGUCAAUAAGGAUGGUCUGAAGGAACGGGUGGUUUGUCUGACUAUUGCCAUAACUCAAACCAUAGGCCCACGAAGUGCUCAGGUUACCGAAACCCAGGUCAUGCGAGAUUGUAGCAAACCUGGUCAACUGUACUCGAUCGACGUAAAUGCAGUCCAGGGAGGUAUUCCGUACGCGGAUAGUUUCUAUGUAACGCAACACUACUGCAUGUCUCGAACUAAAGAUGAUCAUACAGUCCUUUCAGUGCACGCCCAGGUCCACUACAAGAAAAAUAUUUUCGGAUUCGUUCGAGGAUUUAUCGAGAAGAAUACCUGGGUUGGACUGGAGGAUUUCUACAACGCACUGCUCCGCAGUCUGCAGAGCGAAUACUGCAUUCCACCUGCCAAAAGCAAAAGCCGGAGAUCUCGAAAAUCAACCUCUUCCCAACACAUCAAAAUCCUGGACGAACCAGCGUUGCUACGAAACAGUCCGCUUCCGACGUCGGUUACUACUAAGAUAACAAAAACUAGACACUCCACGCCGCAUACAUUCUUUUCCUGGUUCGUUGUCAUCCUACUGGUAAUCCUGCUGUCCAUCAACGUGGCUCUUUAUAUGAAACUGUGGAAUCUGGAAGAGGAAAACGAUACCCUGUUCCGGAACGACGACAACACGCUGGAUAGGAAAACAAUGCAGAAUCCACCUAUGACGCACGCUGACUGGCUAGCGUUACUACACGAACAGGAGGCCAAGCACGCUAAGGAAAUGGUCAAGUGGCAACAGGUGCUGCACACGGUUACUGAUCUACUGAAAAAAGUUGGCAGCAUCUGUGAAAAUAUUCCCGAAAAUGUUACCAGUCAGCAGAAGGUUAUACACAAGGACGAAUUGUAGAGUGCAAAAAGUUAAUAUUUGUUUAGAUCCAUUCGUAUCUACAUAAUAGAAAUAGAGAGUAUA
Molecule: messenger RNA, 2332 nt
Organism: Topomyia yanbarensis
Lineage: Eukaryota; Metazoa; Arthropoda; Insecta; Diptera; Culicidae
Gene: GramD1B
Product: protein Aster-B
Exons: 1
Coding region: 140-2269 (709 amino acids)
Biological process (GO): intracellular sterol transport
Cellular component (GO): plasma membrane; endoplasmic reticulum-plasma membrane contact site; endoplasmic reticulum membrane
Molecular function (GO): sterol binding; sterol transfer activity
Source: RefSeq, a predicted model, not a curated record